Molecule: messenger RNA, 624 nt
Organism: Nerophis lumbriciformis (worm pipefish)
Lineage: Eukaryota; Metazoa; Chordata; Actinopteri; Syngnathiformes; Syngnathidae
Gene: rtn2b
Product: reticulon 2b
Biological process (GO): brain development; endoplasmic reticulum tubular network formation; neuron differentiation
Cellular component (GO): endoplasmic reticulum membrane; neuron projection; postsynaptic density
Source: RefSeq, a predicted model, not a curated record
AUGGCCAGCAAACUGAUGGACCUGGUCUACUGGAAGAGCAUCAGUACAACUGGUGUGGUGUUCACAGGCAUGGUGGUGUGUCUGACAACUCUGUUCCAGCUCAGUGCCAUCACUGUGCUCGCUCACAUCUUUAUGGGUGUCAUGUGCGUCACCUUCCCCCUUCGCCUGUACUAUAAGCUGCUGGAGCUGCUGCGAUGCAACCCCGGACUUCACCCUUUCCAGGCCUACCUGGACCACGACAGCUCUCUGACAGACAAGGAGACAGUAAUGUUGGUAGAAGAGUUGGUGCUGCUGAUUGCGUUUGCCUUCACAGAGCUCAAACGUCUUAUUUUUAUUGACAACGUGUUCGACUCGCUCAAGUUUGUUUUACUGCUGUACAUGCUGGCCUACGUUGGCGUCUUCACCACAGGACUGACUCUGAUCAUAACUGCUGUGAUUGCUGUUUUUUCCUUCCCUCUUCUCUACAAAAAACAGCAGGUGAGGAUAAGAAGGAUUGUAAGAAUUUACAAAGCUUUUGAGAAGAAAAUCAGAAACUGGUGUCUCAGUGUGUACGAGGCAGUGAGAUCCUCUCGUCCAGCAGCUGCUGCCUCGAAAGCUCCAGCUGUGAAAGUGAAAGCCAAGUAA